Cucurbita pepo subsp. pepo (vegetable marrow) is the source of this 816-nucleotide messenger RNA. RefSeq names its product putative calcium-binding protein CML25. The record is from RefSeq and is a predicted model, not a curated record. Gene Ontology annotation, molecular function: calcium ion binding. NCBI's taxonomy places the organism in Eukaryota, Viridiplantae, Streptophyta, Magnoliopsida, Cucurbitales, Cucurbitaceae.
CCCAUUCUGUUUCUUUCGAAUCCGCUUCUCUUUCUCCCCAUCCCUACAAAUCUUCCCUUCCUCCCCGAUUCACAUUCUGUUUCCGCUCCUCAUUCUCUAUCCGAUCCAUUUCCCCCUCCCCUGUUUUGUUCAUCAAUUUCCACGCAAACUACAGAGCCACACAAAUCUCUUUCCCCUCAAAUUAUGGGAUUCAAAUCUCUCUUCUCCCGUAAGAAGAAAUCCGAUUCCUCCAGCGAUUCACCGCUCGGAUCCACCACGGUUCCGAUUCUCGGAUCUCGGACUCCGUCUUUCAAUUCCCGAGCGCAAAUCGCGGAAUUGGAGCAAGUAUUCAAGAAAUUCGAUGUCAAUGGCGACGGCAAGAUCUGCUCCUCUGAACUCGGUUCCAUUAUGGGGAGCCUAGGCCAGCCGGCCACGGAGGAGGAGCUUCAGAACAUGAUCAAGGAAGUCGAUGCCGAUGGCGACGGCUACAUUGACCUCCAUGAGUUCAUUGAACUCAACACUAAGGGAGUCGAUUCCGACGAGGUGCUUAAGAAUCUGAAGGACGCAUUCUCCGUCUAUGACCUUGACGGCAACGGAUCCAUCACGGCGGAGGAAUUGCACGAGGUCUUGAAGAGUUUGGGCGACGACUGCUCGCUGGCGGAUUGCCGGAACAUGAUCAGCGGCGUCGACAGAAACGGCGACGGUAUGAUUAGUUUCGAUGAAUUCAAAGCCAUGAUGAUGAGCGGCUCUCGAUCUCACGGUCUCGGUGAUUAGUUAAUGCUAAUUGAUAAUUAUGAGUAAUUAGCUAUUUUGCUAACACAUUUUCCGUUUCUAUAU